UUAAGAAAUUUUCUCGUGUGCGCUCUCGUGAGCGUCGAACAUUGUCGUUGAUAAAGAAAUAACUUCUCGGUCUUUGUUAUUGAUUUGAGGAAAAUGCGGCGUUGAAAGUUCUAUAUAGAAACAUAAAUGAAUAAAAGGCCACUAUUUCUGGGGAGAGGCCGGGGACGUGGCCGCGGAAACGAGCAAAACAGUACAAAGCCGACUGGACGAAAUGUAGGUACACUUCCUUCCUCUUCAAAAUGGGGAAGUUCAAGUAGCGCUGUGGCCAAUAAUGGAGAGUCUCCCCAAAGAACUGAAGUGUCUAGAGAAAGACAGGAAAAGGCGAAUAAAAUAAAGGAAUCUGCGAAAAAGUAUUUGGAGAAAUUGGACGACGAGUUUGAAGAGUCCUCGGAGGAUGAUGAAAUCAACGACAGUGAAAUAUUGAACAAAACACUCCAGGACUACAGGAACACCUCACAAGGUAUGAAGUUUAAUGAUAUAGAUAUUUUUAAAUUGAACUGUUGUGUUCGUAAAUGUUAGAAGUUGCUGAGAAGGAAAAAGUUUUAAAGCACUGAAAAAUGCACAUAUUUAAUUUAGCACUUCCCCUUCCAUUCCCUACCCCUCCCCCCUCCUUUCUCCUUUUCAUUCCUUGAAACAUAACGGGGUGGCUGAUUGAAUUAGUUAGGCUGGCUUGUCAUCCGGCAGCAUUUGUACUCUCGUUGGAAUUUCUUGCUGAAAGCAUGCGCAAGGACAGGCACCUGUGUGCGAGAAUGAUAAUCAUAUGCAAGAGUUGGCCAGACAUUGAAAUCCAAGAAGCUGUUGGUACUUAUGAGUUUUCCAUGUUGCCAUGAUCAAGGUUUGCAGAUGAUGGAACAUAACUUCACUGCUCAUGUAAGAGUACCCUAUUUGGUAUUUUAGAGAAACUACCUGUGAAUCUAAAUGGAGACAACGACAGUGCUGUCAACCAGAGUACAGAAGUACCAAUGAGAGUUGCCGUGGUAGAUACAAUAUCUGAGGUUCAAUGCCUGGACAAACCUGAAUGGAUCAAAAACUGUUCACAUGCAGUAGCUUCAUUAGCCAUAUUGGUUGCAUUUUCAAGACGUUCAGCAAAAAUAAAGAAAUCUGGUUGAUUUUUGACAAAUACAAUGUGCCAUCUUUUCUUAAAGAAGAUAUGCCAAAAAAGAGGUAAAUAGGCAAGAAUCUGCCAAGGCUCUGAUCAAUGAAGAGACCCCUUUCACACACUAAGACCAAGAUAGUGCUGGUAGACUAUCUAGCACAGAAGACCAUCAAGUUUGCCCAGCCAAAUGGAGGACAGGUAGUUGUAGUUACUGUAGGAGGUCAGAGUGCAUGGGAACAAGGGAAGAUUUUUUAUCUCCAGAGCAACUAAGAGUGGACAGAUUCAGAGAUUAUUUUACAUACCUUACAUACUACAGUCAGAGUUACAACAUUCACUUGACACACAAAUUUUCAUCUUGGCUCUCAGACAUUAUUCAAGUCUUAUCACCAGUACAGGCAGGAACCUUCAAGAAAUUAUUCUUCAGGCAAUUUUUUGUGCGAUAGGCCCUGAAAUGGCAGCCACCCCCCCCCCCCUCUCCCAGCUUAAAGUGGAGCAGACAAGACUGGAAAGCUUUCAUGAAAACUGAAAUCACUAUUGGUCUUCCUGAGCUUGGAGGUGCAGGUGUGAGUCCCAGAGUUGAGAUGAUGGCUUCAAUCAAGAAAUUUGUGUGUCAACUUUAUCUCCCCAAAACAGAAAUGUGAAAAUGUGCAUUAUGAUGAAGACGACAGUGUUGAUAAUGAUAAUGAGAGUGAUGAGGAAGAAGAUGGUGAUGAGGAUGAUUCUGAUGUUUUGAAUGGUUAGGUUUUGCAAAAAGAUACUGCAAGUCCUAAGUUGCUAAAAAAUUUACUUAAGAUUAAAUCUUGAAUGCCUGUGGCUCUCUGGAGUGCAACAACUAGUUUUCUUCUCAGAAAUAUUAUCCUUAAUAAUUAUGUCCACUCACAGUUACUCAAUGUGUGUUUAAGACAUCAACAAGAACAUAGAUUUAUAUCUUUGGUUCUAUUUUGCCUAAAAUUAACAAAGUUAUGAGAUGUUUUAUAUAGUAGCCUCAUUUUCAUGCAGGGUCUUCAGGGGCAUUUGUGAAUAGGUUGCAAGAGGGGAUACAUGACUUUUCUGGAUAUUUAGGGUCCCCUGAAAAUAUCUUGUGCCGUGGCAUGUUUUCAGCAAGAAAUUCCCACAGGAGUACAAACACUACCAGACUACAAGCUAGCCUAACUUAUUCAAUUAGCCACUUUGUUAUGUUUCAAGGAAUGAAAAGAGAAUGAAGGGGGAAGGGGUAGAGAAUGGAAGGGAAGUGCUAAAUUAAAUAUGUCAAUUUUCUAGUGCAGAGGCUUGCUUUCAGCAAGAAAUUCCCAUGGGACUUGAAUUAUGUACAUUUGCCCCUGUUAAACUUAAGUGCAAAUCUUUUUGUCGGGUAAACAUGACAGUUAGGCUCCAAACUUUGGUUAGUUCCUAUGUCCCAAGAUCUUAGCAAACCAGUGAUCCACGAUAGAGUUUUUCUUGGUGAAACUAAUUCAGCUAAGAUAAGGGGAUUAUUUGUGUUCAUUUACAAGGUUUUGUCCCUACUUAUCAGGGAAUAUGCUGUAUUUCUUCCUUGUAGAUAAUGAGGCAGACUUGGGCAAAACUGCCCAGUACUUGAUUGAUUCCUGCAAACCUGGCUCAACUGUGUGUUUAAUAUGCAUUGCCUCCAUCAAACAUGUUGAUGCUGUGAGUAUAAGUUGAAUAUAAUAUAUAUCUUCUAUUAUGUAUUCUUACUGAAUUCUGCUAUUUAACCUUUAAAUUCCCAAGGUUCAAUUUCAUAAUCCUUUCCCAUCCAAAUUAGACAAGAUUAUACAGUGUUCUUUCAAGAUAAAGCUGUUAGGGUUCUCAAAAGCCAGGGAGAGGUGCCUCACUGCUUGAAGUAGAUGGCUGACAAUUCAACAAAUCUCACGUGCAUUGGCAAUGUGGUAUCCCCUGGGAUAAAAAAACGUUUUGGUUCUAUGUCUAUCUUCAACGUGAACACAAAUCCUAGACUAGUGCUGUCAAAUUCUGUCCCAUUCACUUUUGAAUUUCCUUGAAUAACACACUUUCGUUUAUGGUUAAAUAGACUGCUACUGAUGCUCUCACAAGUAAAGAAAAAUAGAAUUGGCCUUUGCAAUUGGUUCUAGACAAGGCAAGAGGACUUAAAGGAAUUUUGAAUCUUCCUAAAAAAUUGGUUCAUUUCUCUGAGCAAUAAAUUUUAAAUAUUCCAGCUUUGGAUGGCUUGCUGAAAUAUCUUUUCUCCUUAGAUAAAGCUGCCAAAUUAAUGUUUGAAGAGACUCCCUCCUAAAUGAGCUGGGGUUGUUUCUCUAGCCUUGCCUUAUGUUUACUAUAAUGUUUCCUACAAAAUCAGCGGCAGUCGGUGCAUUACGUGUUUUUUGGAUGUAAACAGUCUCAUUUAAAUUAUUGGAAUCAGGCUGUCCCGCUUGCGUCUAAACCGCCUUUUAUCUAUAGCCGGUAUAAAAGUUAUACCUAUAGAGCAAAGUAUAAACCAUAGUUGUACCUAUAGUGUAAGAACAAAUGGAAUAUUUUAAAUGUAGUAUUUGAAUGGUGAAUUGUAGAAUUUCUUCUUAGAAGAAUUGACGCAAAUGAAUUUUUUACCUAGAUCGAAGCAAAAUUGAGAAUUUUUUAAUUAAGAAAGUCUUCAUCGUUUAAAGCGUCCUUGGGCAUCUCAUUCUGCAAAAAUGAACGUCGUUUUCUAAUUACCUUAAAACAUAUACUUUUUAGUCUUUAAGAAGUUAUUAAUGCAUAGUUAUUGAAAGAAAGCAACAACCAUUCAUAAAUUUCUGCGAAAUCCGAAGUUAGGGCCUGAUUCCUCGGUUCGUGCUCCUUUCUUAAGGACAACACUUGUCAAUAAGCUAAGAUCUCGGCUACUUUUGGUGCGGUACUUGAAUGUACAUAUUUGUGCCCUGGAGAAGAUCCUGCAAGGCUGUCUAAAUAUUCUUGAAUCAGCGUGAGAUACAUAAAGGCUUAAAACUUAUUUGUUUAAGGAAGUAAGAUAUAUAUUGAGAGCCAAAAUGUUCCCUUCGGAGACCUCAUUUAGUUUAAAUGCUUUUUUGCAUUUAAGACACUUUGCUUCCUGCAAAUUUCCAGUGAAAUCCUUGACCGGUGAAUCCACUUGGCAUCUGGGACAUCUCACGGUGUAAUCAUCUCGCUGAAGACUCGGCAAAGUUUCUAUUAGCCAUUUGGCACGCUUGGAUUCAAGUUCCUUGAAAGAGGUCUGUUCUUCUCCGUUCAGACCUUCAAUAUCCCAGUAAACAUCAUAAAACUUAAAUCCAAGAACAUCUGCGUUCUGCACUUUAAUGAAGCCGUUGUCUGCCCAGUCGGAUCCCCUGGAAUCCAACAGUCGCAAAUAUUCGCUGUUGAAACUGGUUAAUACUACUGAGUGGCCAGACCUUUGGGGAUUUGAUGGACGGGCUGUUAUAUCGAUCUCUUUCUUUGUCAAAAUACCUUUGCCGUUAGUUAUGAAGAACUCUUUAAACCUAUCCCACUCUUUGCGGGUAAGCUUAAAUGUCGCAAUCACUGGUCGGCUUGAAGCGACUGCUUCCAUGGCACCUUUGACGCCAACUUGCUCGUAACGCAAGAGGUACUUCUUGCACAUUUCAUCCAGUACUUUUGUGAUACUGUAGGCAUCUUCCUUAAACUUGCCGAUCAUUUCAUCUUUUAAAUCUUUGAAAGUUGGAAUGGGCUGUUGUUGGAAGUGGCCACCAUAAAUUCGCUUCAUAGUCAAAUGAAGCACUGUAGCAGAUGCAUGUGCAUAGCAGGUGUGUCCUUCUUGCUCUGCUUGUGCUUCAUAAUCUCUUACUGACUUGUUUAUGUACACAUCGAGGUCGACGUCUGCAAGCAAAUUGGACAACACCUCCUGAUAACAGACGACGUUUCGAGCGAGGCUGCAAGCGUCUCCUAAGUGGUCAGGAUGAUUGACCUGCAGGAACAAACGUGUUUCAUUGUUUUCAAAAUCAAUGGACCAUUUACGGUUAACAAACAUGGUGCGUGGUAUCGACUGCGUGGUUAAUAUUGAGCUCAGUGAGAACAGGAACUGUGCACCCUCAUGCCAGUCAGGUUUCAUCUCACUGUACAGUCGUCUGGGCUCAAUCGUUGUGGAGUCAGUGACAAAGCAGCCCACUACGUUCACCUCGGCAUCCGUCAAUUUUGAGACGGCUUCGUUUCUUUUCACUAAAUCAUCAAUAGCUCCGUCUCCAGGCUCUCCGUCUGAAAGAACAAAUAGGACCUUUUUAUGACAUGAAACCUCAUUGGUUCUCAUAAGUACUGUGGCCCUUUCGAUUGACUCAUACAAAGGCGUUCCACCAUAGAUGUAGGGCUCGAUUCUUCGUAAUAAUUCUCGACUCCUUUCCUUUGAGAGUUCUUCCUUAUCGAAACAUCCAUGUAAAAUAUUUGAGGCUUUGCGCACAUCGAAAAUGGAAUCUUCUCCUACACUUUUCUUCAUCAAAUGUGGUGCAGCCUUGUCAAUUACAUCUUUGACGUCUUCUGUUGUAGCCCUUUUAAACGUCGUCACGGCAGAAGUAGCCACUGUUUCCACGAGGCCUAGAAGUGGAUUAUCCUCUGUAUGCCAAUCGCGGCAAGCUGGUGGUAGAAACUCAAUGACGAAUUUACGUGCAAAUGACUGAUCAGACUUGCAUUUUCUUAGUAACAAAUCAGCUGUGUAAUCCGGUACUACUUUUCUGGCGACUUCCACGUCUGCCCAUUUGCGGAUGUAACGGGCACCGGCCUUCUCCAGUAUUUGAAAAAUUUCGUUUAAGUGGCUGGGUGUGACGGGCUCGUCAUUUCUUUCGAAAGCUUCGUUAUGAAGGUGAAUGCGUUGAAGGGUUCCUAGGAUGUCGAAUAUUUUCUCACCUUCUUUAGCCCCGAAGCCAACAGCAAAAACGUGGUUGUCAGUGGAAACAUCGUAUUUAAUAAGGUUGUCAAUGACCUCAAAGAUCGAACGAGCCCACGGUUCUCCAUCUUCAUCAAUACCACUUCCAAUGCUACGCUCCAUGGAUCCGGAGACAUCAAGUAGGAUUCCAAUUAAUGCGGGCAUGUUUCCUUUGUCUGCAAUUAUAAUUAUAAGAAACUGCUUGACAUACUGGUUUACAAAAAUACCAGUGAACUAAACUUUCGCAUUGAUUACACUAUCACGUGAUUAUUGACCAACCCCGCGGAGAUUUAGUAUGAGAUUACUUAGAAUCGAACUUGGAAAUAUUUUUUUUCUUUAAUUGUAACUAUAUAAGCGACUUAACGAAUUCUGGCGCACUGUCUUUUUCACAAACUGUUUAUCAGGAUCUGUGUCUGCUUAGUAUUCUAUUAUAGGGGACAGUAGAUCAAUAUUUUUCUUUUUUCCACGUUAAUAAUAGUCAUUGUACAAAACCAUAGUCUGUGCAGAACCAUGCGGACCAUGCGGACGUCAUGCUAGUUCGUCCUGGUUUUCAAUUAGCUGGGUUCAUAGAAUGUAUGAUUUGAAACACCUGAUCGCCUUUUUUUCCGGGAAUAUAAUUAAAUUGCAAAUGGAAAAAAUCCUCGGAAGGCCCAGCGGGCAUAUGUUACGAAUGGCCAUUACUUUAACUGCGGAAAGAUAAAAUUCACACAAAGCAUAAAUCAAACUUCAUGAAAAGGAAGCAAUAGCAGUUCUUGUAAGACCGAUAGCACCUCGAGGUUUUCUAUACUAGCCUUUUGUCGCUAAAAAUCAAUCCCCUGCGUUUCAAAGCGGAUGUUUUUCUCAGCACUGGAGGUCGGGUUGCUGAGGAAAUGUAAUCAUUUGGCGAGUCACUAGCUAUGUCUGCAUGAAUUUAUGUUUUAGCCUGUAUUACUACUAUCAGCUCCCUUCCAAAGACUUGGGAAGUGGAUUGAAUCCUUUUUUCAUCGGGUCGUGUUAAAGAUGUCGUGCCGAAGAUUCUCAAAGUACGCUAUUGCCAAAAUUUGUAUGUAUUUACACUCUAUAAUUUCCUUUUCUGAUGCCUUUUGGCCUAGAAAUCUGAGUUGUGCGGUUCAAGAACCGCUCGUCAGACAAGAGCACGUUAGAAGUUAGGAUUCUUUCGCUUUUGAGGUCUACAUUUGAAUUUGACUUCUAUCAAUAUAGAAGCGCACUAAAGCGUAUUCGAUUUCCCUAAAUACUCCGUAUCUCGACUAGAACGCGACAUAUAAUGGACUUCGACCAGUUUCGCUGCUUUUCGGCCGAGUGAUGUAGUCAAAGUGGUCACACUGUAAUCUUGUCAAUCUAACCGAAGAAAGCGGUCCGUAUGGAUUAACAGUGGUCGAUGUGUUGUUUUGGAACAUGUUUUAUUCGUAGAAGGCACGAAACGUGCGUAUGUCCAUUUCUAGGGAAAUUAUUGCAAAUUUGGUGGAUGCUUAGCAAGAGAUUCAUAAUUUCUACUUUUGUUUGAUUUCUUUGCUACUUAUCGAAGAUUUCGACUGGAAGAACUUGUUUUUAUGAUCCUUUUUGCUUUAGCAAGCUGUUUGAUGUUUUUCUGAUAACCUUUUGUCGGACUCUGUCAUGUUUGAAGGUAAAUAUACUUCUGCUUUCGCUUUCAGGGUAAGGUUAACUUAGGCGGAAGUAGACCAAAGCGUGUUUGAUUUCCCUCGAUUUUCUGCUGUAGUUUUCGCCAAGAACAUAAAUUUAGCUUUAUGGAAGCAAGCGGUAGCAGUUCUUGUGAGACCGAUAACACCUUGAGAUUUUCGAGUUUUCUCGACGACUUCUACAAAGCGAAUGUUUCGUAGAAUAAAUGGAACUAUUCCAUUACACGCCACAUUUCACACAAAACAAACCAACUCAAAUUUCGGUUUUAUAUGUUAAAACACGUAGCCAAUAACCCCAUAUCCUUUCAGGGUAAUUGUAUUUGUUUGAAGGAAGAAAUUAGUAGUCAGAGUAGUAUAACAGUCAAUAAAGGGGGUAAGUUACUGAAGAAAGCUCUUCGUCUGAGCGAAUAACAAUUAAUGGCUUACCUUAGAGUUUUGAAAGAUUACAGAGAGGUAGACUGUAUAUGAAAACAAACAAUGACAGCGUGGAUUGGUCGUUAGAGGGCUGCAGGAGACAGAAGAAGCACUCAAACACUUUCAAUUUGAAUACUCGUUCCAAGUUAUCUAAUGUUCUGUAAGUUCCUAUGACUGAUAAAGAAACUCAAGCCAACUGCUUGUAACAUGACAACAAUGGGCUUGUCAGAUAUACUUCAUUCAACCGUAUUGGAGUGCGCCCGCACAGUUCUCUUAUUAGCAUAUUUUCCAGUCUUAAGAAUGUUCGAGAUGACUUUUCUGGUUUUAAUACUGUUAUUUUUUUCGCGCUGGUGAGGAUCUGUAGGAAUCGAAGUAAGACAAGAAAUAAAAAUAAUUGUGAGGAACUCUUUACGGGAGUUAAACUCGUACUUGUAUGAAACUUGCCAAGAAAAUAGCGUUCAUAGUCUUUUACAUAACAACAAGAAAAACGGAACAGUUGGCGUCAGGGGGACGGACCUAAAGCUAAUUAUUUCUGAUGUGUUAACUAAAUUGAAUUUAUUUUCUAGGAAUGACGCAGCCCUCAGGGCUUCAACGAUGUGAUUCGCGCCAUGGGAUCCAAAAAAUAAGUUUCAGCUUAAUUUGGAAACCUAUCUUUCCAAUUACGUUCAGUUAGAUAUCUUUUAGUUUUAGUAGUAGGUUAAAGAAAAUCUUAAAGAAAAACCAGGCCAACAACAUUUGUGCUCGAAUAAGCGAUUUGCUAAUUUUGCUUCUCCUAGUAGCUAAUAAUGUCAGCGAAGGUUCGCCUUGGGAUAUUUGACACCAAUGUUCUCUUAAAAAGAAAACAAAAUCAUGCGGUAACUAUGGUGACGAAUAUCAAACAGAGACGAUGAAAAGGCAAUUAACUUGUCAUUCCGGUAUAGAUUGACAUUCUAGGAAUCUGGCUCAGUUAACUGCUUUUGAAAUUUCGCUAAAUUCUUAAGAAUUAUAUUUCGAGUAGCUUUAGUACCUAAUACUCAACUCUCGUAAACUUAAGUCGGUACAUUACGUGUUUAUUGAAAAGUUAACAGUCUCAUUUAAAUUAUUGGAAUCGGGCUGUCCCGCUCACGUCUAAACCGGCCUUUCCGUUAUCUAAAACCGGUAUAAAAGUUAUACCUACAUGUGUAUAGUAUAUUCCAUAGUUAUACCUACAGUGUAAGAACAAAUGAAAAGUUUUAAUGUAAUAUUUGAAUGGUGAAUUGUAGAAUUUUUCACACAAGAAUUGACGUAAUCAUUGCGCAAAAAUUUCAAAGAUAGAAAUUUUCACCUAGAUUGAAACUAAAUUGAGCAUGGUUUUCAUUACAAGAUGUCCUCAUCAUUUGGUAAAGCGUCCUUGGGUAUCUCAUUCUGCAAAAACUAACCUCUUUUUCUAAUUACCCUUAAUCAUAUGCUUUUUAGCCUAUAUUGAUAUUUGUAGUUUUCAAGAACUAUUCAUAAAUUUCUGCGAAAUCUGAAGUUAAGACCUGAUUCCUCGGUUCGUGCUAAAACUUCUUUCUUUAGGACACCCCUCGUCAAUCAGCUAAGAUGUCGGCUACUUUUGAUUCGUUACUUGAAUAUACCUAUUUGUGCCAUGGAGGAGAUCCUCUCCUCGUGCUAAGAUGUCUAAAUACUCUUGAAUUAGCGUGAGAUACAUAAGGACUUAAAAGUUAUUUGCUUAAGGAAAUAAGAUAUAUAUUGAGAGCCAAAAUGUUCCCUUUGGGGACAUCUUUUAGUUCAAAUGCCUUUUUGCAUUUAGGACACUUUGCUUGCAGCAAAUUUCCAGUGAAAUCCUUGACAGGUGAAUCCACUCGGCAUAUGGGACAUUUCACAGUGUAAUCAUCUCGCUGAAGACUCGGCAAAGUUUCCAUUAGCCAUUUGGCACGCUUGGAUCCAAGUUCCUUGAAAGAGGUCUUUUCUUUUUCGUUCAGAUCUUCAAUUUCCCAGUAGACAUCAUAAAACUGAAAUCCAAGAACAUCUGCGUUCUGCACUUUAAUGAAGCCGUUGUCCGCCCAGUCGGAUCCCCUGGAAUCCAACAGUCUCAAAUAUUCGCUGUUGAAACUGGUUAAUACUACUGCGUGGCCAAACCUUUUGGGAUUUGAUGGACGGGCUGUUAUAUCGAUCUCUUUCUUUGUCAAAAUACCUUUGCCGUUAGUUAUGAAGAACUCUUUAAACCUAUCCCACUCUUUGCGGGUAAGCUUAAAUGUUGCAAUCACUGGUCGGCUUGAAGCGACUGCUUCCAUGGCACCUUUGACGUCAACUGGCUUGUAACGCAAGUGGUAAUUCUUGCACAUUUCAUCCAGUGCUUUUGUGAUACUGUAGGCUUCUUUCCCAAACUUGCCGAUCAUUUCAUCUUUUAAUUCUUUGAAAGUUGGAAUGGGCUGUUGAAAGAAGUACCAUCGAGUACCGUAGUGGCCACCAUAAAUUCGCUUCAUAGUCAAAUGAAGCACUGUAGCUGAUGCAUGUGCAUAGCAGGUGUGUCCUUCUUGCUUUUCUUCUGACAUCUCGAGCCAGGUCGCAAGCGUCUCGCAGGUGGUCGGGAUGAUUGACCUGCAGGAACAAACGUGUUUCAUUGUUUUUUACCUCAAUGGACCAAUCACGUUUAACAAACAUGGUGCGUGGUAUCGACUGCGUGGUUAAUAUUGAGCUCAGUGAGAACAGGAACUGUGGACCCUUUUGCCAGUCAGGUUUCAUCUCACUGUACUGUCGUCUGGGCUAUGGUGUUCAUUACAAGAUGUCUUCAUCCUUUGGUAAAGCGUCCUUGGGAAUCUCAUUCCGCUAAAACUAACCUCUUUUUCUAAUUACCCUUAAUCAUAUGCUUUUUAGCCUAUAUUGAUAUUUGUAGUUUUCAAGAGCUAUUCAUAAAUUUCUGCGAAAUCUGAAGUUAAGACCUGAUUCCUCGGUUUGUGCUAAAACUUCUUUCUUUAGGACACCUCUCGUUAAUCAGCUAAGAUGUCGGCUACUUUUUAUUCGUUACUUGAAUGUACCUAUUUGUGCUAUGGAGGAGAUCCUCUCCUCGUGCUAGGCUGUCUAAAUAUUCUUGAAUCAGCGUGAGAUGCAUAAAGGCUGCAAACUUAUGUGCCUAAGGAAGUGAGAUAUAUAUUGAGAGCCAAAAUGUUCCCUUCGGAGACAUCCUUUAGUACAAAUGCUUUUUUGCAUUUAGGACACUUUGCUUGCAGCAAAUUUCCAGUGAAAUCCUUGAUCGGUGAAUCCACUCGGCAUCUGGGACAUUUCACGGUGUGAUCAUCUCGCUGAAGACUCGGCAAAGUUUCCAUUAGCCAUUUGGCACGCUUGGAUCCAAGUUGCUUGAAGGAGGUCUUUUCUUUUUCGUUCAGAUCUUCAAUUUCCCAGUAGACAUCAUAGAACUUAAAUCCAAGAACAUCUGCGUUCUGCACUUUAAUGAAGCCGCUGUCUGCCCAGUCAGAUCCCCUGGAAUCCAACAGUCGCAAAUAUUCGCUGUUGAAACUGGUUAAUACUACUGCGUGGCCAAACCUUUUGGGAUUUGAUGGACGGGCUGUUAUAUCGAUCUCCUUCUUUGUCAAAAUACCUUUGCCGUUAGUUAUAAAGAACUCUUUAAACCUAUCCCACUCUUUGCGGGUAAGCUUAAAUGUUGCAACCACAGGUCGGCUUGAAGCGACUGCUUCCAUGGCACCCUUGAGGUCAACUGACUUGUAACGCAAAUGGUACUUCCUGCACAUUUUUUUCAGUGCUGUUGUGAUACUGGUGGCUUCUUUUCCAAAAUGGCCGAUCAUUUCAUCUUUCAAUUCGUCAAAAGUUGGGAUUUUGCCUCGGCGACCAUGAAUUCGCUUCAUGGUCAAAUGAAGCACUGUAGCAGAUGCAUGUGCAUAGCAGGUGUGUCCUUCUUGCUUUUCUUGUGCUUCAUAAUCUCUUACUGACUGGUUUAUGUAGACAUCGAGGUCGACGUCAGCAAGCAAAUCGGAUAACGCUUCCUGAGAACAGACGACGUUUCGAGCGAGGUCACAAGCGUCUCGCAAGUGGUCAGGAUGAUUGACCUGCAUGAACAAACGUGUUUCAUUGUUUUCAAAGUCAAUGGACCAAUCACGUUUAACAAACAUGGUGCGCGGUAUCGACUGCGUGGUUAUUGUUGAGCUCAGUGAGAACAGGAACUUUGAACCUGAGUCCCAGUUUGUGUUCAUCUUACUGAACAUUUGUCUGGGCUGAAUCGUUUUGGAUUGAGUGACAAAGCAGCCUACUACGGUCACACCUGCGUUCUCUAAUCUUGUGGCCACUUUCUUUAUUGCCGCCGAAUCGUUCUCUCCUCCAUCCGUGGGAUCACCGUCUGAUAAGACAAACAACAGCUUUUUGUGACUUUGAAACGUAGACGCGUGUUUUUCAAAACACUUAGUCGCCGUACGGAUUGCUUGAUACAAGGGAGUCGCGCCGUAGAUGUAGGGUUCUACUUUCUCUAAUAAUUCUCGGCUCCUUUUUUUAGUGAGUUCUCUUUCAUCAUUGAUGUGACCAUGUAAUAUAUCUGAAGCUUUUUUAACAUUGAAGAUGAGAGGUCUGAACUUGAGCAACAACGGUCGGGCCUUUCUCAGUGUUUCUUGGAUGUCUUCUUCUGUAGCUUCUCGUACAGCCGACCCCACACUUGCGUACACAUGUUCGGCCACUGUUAAAAGGGGGCUAAAAAGCUUUGCUUCUGAGGUUUCUCUAGGAUAGUCUCGGCAUUGUAGUGGUAGACACUUUUGGACAAAUUCUCUAGGAAAAUCUUUUUCAAAAUCAGCUAUUUCCAGAACUAAGCAAGCCUUUUGAUGUGUUAACACUUGUUGGACGACUUCCCUCCUUGCCCAUUUGCGGAUAUAUUUUGCACCGGCUCCCUCCAGUAUUCGGAAAAUCUUCUCUACCUGAUCAUCUGUGGCUUUCUGAUCAAAUUUGGAAGACAGAAGACACGUCAAGAUAUCUAAUAGUUGGUCGCCACCUUCAGCUCCAAAGGCCAAAGCAAAUACAGAGUUAUCAGGAGAGACGUCGUGUUUGAUCAGGUUAUCGAUAACUUUAAAUAUCGAACGAGCCCACGGUCCUCCAUCUUCAUCAAUACCGCUUCCCACGUUACGACGCAUGGAAUCGGAGACGUCAAGAAGGAUUCCAAUCAAUGCUUUGGCCAUGCUUCCUCGGUCUAAAUUUAUAAAAGAAUCGGAUUUGUAAUGAAAUGUAAUAGAGCGUGAUAAAUGAACUAGAAUACCAAGGUCCUGCCUUAUCAUACUUAUACUUUAUUCGUUCUUAAUUUCGCGGGCCUUUAAUUUCUCGUUUUUCGCGAUUGUAAAAGAAAUAAAGAUCCUCUCGAAAUUUAACACGAAAACUUUAAUCCACUAUAGAAAUUUCAAAUCACAGGAAAAAAGGAUUAAAAUGUAAUAAUAUUAUCAUAAACGGAAUGUGUAUCGACAGAUACACAAAUUAUGAACUGGUCUAAUCGGUAAGUUUUAUUUUGAAUCUUCUCCUCUGAAAUAACGUUGAUUUGCAAAGAUUUCACUCAUGGAGUUGGGAAUCUAGAAUGAAUCACCAGAUUUGUACAAACUCCUUAGAUAGUCUUUCGUGCAGUCGUCAAAAGUUCAGCAUUUUUUUAAAAUUAAAAUGAAGUGCGAAAGAAAUGAAUCGCGAAAUUUAAUGCUCUCUUUUCAUAUUUACUCAUUAAAAUCGCGAAAAUAAAACCUCGGAAAUACUGUCUCGCCAAAAUCGCGAAAUUAAGCGCCAGUAAGAUACUCGUUUCUAUUGACCAGAUUCUGCACGGUGCACCUACCACUGGGAAGCGAAACCAGGGGGAAAGGGGAAACCGAAAACACCCUCCCCAUUUUUCCGCUGCCAUUGAAAUCUAAGAUGGCGGCCAUAAUUUUCGUUAAGAAAAAACUGAGCUCUCGCUCGCCAUAAUUACGCCUGCUCUGUAGGCUGACGAUCAUACGACCUUGAAAACAAUAGGAUAAGUUCAGACCAAUCAGCGGGGAACCCCCUACUUUGUUUCCGAGAAUUUAGUCUCACAAUAAUAGUUCCUCUUUUUCUGAGAAUUCUCACUAUGGAAAGCGAGCAAAAUUUUCCCUUUAUCAACAUAUCAGUAUCCACCAAGUGGACGAGAUAUGUUACGAUAUGAUUCCAUAAAAUUAUGAAAAAUGUAGUAAUAAAAAAUUUUUUCCACCACAUGGUACGUAGUAUAGAGUUGGUUUACUUUCGAGACAAGUUUUUACAAAACUGGUCUCGCGCCUCUAACUCUCAUAGUACUCGAAACCGUGGGACCAAGGAGAACCGAAGACACUUUAAUUAUACGUUAUCCUGCACAACACAAUCGUAAGCAGUACGGUAACGAUCUUGCCAAUUGUUGGCAUUUUGCUAGCGGUGGGUCGAGUGUAAGGUUUGCUGUUUAUAUUGAUGUAGCCCACAGUUAGCGCUGAUCCAGGAUUAAUUGAUUUUGUCGAGCACGCUUUUGUUUCUUUUUGUAUGAAGAAUGGACGUUGAUGGAUAUUGGUUUUACAAACUACGACCAGUUUCGCUGCUUUUCGGCCGAGUAAUGUAGUGAAAGUGGUCACACUGUUUUCUUACUGUCAAUCUAACCGAAGAAAGCGGUCCGUAUGGAAUGUAUGGAUGAACAGUGGUCCAUGCGUUGCUUUGGAAUAUGUUUUAUUCGUAGAAGGCACCAAACGCUCGGCCUCCCAUUUCUGGGAAAAUUAUUGAAUUGCAAAUUCAGUGGAUGCUUGGCAAGAGAUUUAUAAUAUCUACUUUCUUUUAUUUCUUUGCUACCUAUCAAAGAUUUCGCUUGGAUGAACUUGUUUUUCUGAUCCUAUUGGCUUGAGCAAGCUGUUUAAUGUUUUCUGAUAACUUUGGUCAAACUCUGACAUGUUGGAGGGUAAAUAUACUUCUGCUUUCGCUUUCAUUGUUGAGUUAGCUCAGGCGGAAGGAGCGUAUUUGAUUCCCUCGAUUGCCUGCUAUAGGUUUCGCCAAGAACAUCAAUUUAGCUUCAUGAAAAGCAAGAGAUAGCAGUUCUUGUGAGACCGAUAGCACCUCGAGAUUUUCGAGAGUUUUCUCGUUGACUUUUACUUCUACAACACGAGUUUUACUUAGAAUAGAUGAUACUGUUCCGUUUCACGCCAUAUUUCGAGCAAUUUCGAAUUUAGUCAGAGCAUACCAACUCAAAUUUCGGUUUUACAUGUGAAAAAAACGUAGCCAAUAACCCCAUAUCCUUUCGGAGUACUUGUAUUUGUUUCAAGUAGGAAAUUAAUAGUCAGAGUAGUAUAACAAUCAAUAAAGGCGGUAAGUUACUGAAGAAAGCCCUUCGUCAGAGCGAAUGACAAUCAAUAACUUACCUUAGAGUUUUAGAGGAUCACAGAGAGGUUGACUGUACAUUGAAACAAACAAUGACAGCGUGGAUUGGUCGUUAGAGGGCUGCAGGAGACAGAAGAAGCACUCAAACACUUUCAAUUUGAAUACUCGUUCCAAGUUAUCUAACGUUCUGCAAGUUCCUAUGACUGAUAAAGAAACUCAAGCCAACUGCUUGUAACAUGACAACAAUCAGCUUUUCAAAUAUACGUCAUUCAUCCGUAUUGGAGUGCACCUGCGCAGGUCUUAUUAGCAUUAUUAUUUUAUUUUUCAAUCUUAUGCUUGUUCGAGAUGGCUUUUCUGGUUUUUAUACUGCUAUUUUUUUCGCGCCGGUGAGGAUCUGUAGAAAUCGAAGUAAGACAAGAGAUAAAAAAAAUUGUAAGGAACUCUUUAGGGGAGUUAAACUCAUACUUAUAUAAAACUUGCCAAGAAAAUAGCGUUCAUAAACUUUUACAUAACAACAACAAAAACGGAACGGUUGGCGCUAGAGGCACGGACCUAAAGCACUGUCCUUUGUAUAAAUUAUUUCUGAUGUGUUAACUAAAUUGAAUUUAUUUUCUAGGAAUGACGCAGCCCUCAGGGCUUCAACGGUGUGAUUCGCGCCAUAGGGUCCAAAACAUAAAUUUCAGCUUUAAUUUGGAAACCUAUCUUUCCAAUUACGUUCAGUUAGAUAUCUUUUAGUUUUAGUAGUAGGUUAAAGAAAAUCUUAAAGAAAAACCAGGCCAACAACAUUUGUGCUCGAAUAAGCGAUGUGCUAAUUUUUCUUCUCCUAGUAGCUAAUAAUGUCAGCGAAGGUUCGCCUUGGGAUAUUUGACACCAAUGUUCUCUUAGCAAGAAAACAAAAUCAUGCGGUAACUAUGGUGACGAAAAUAUGGAACAUAGACGAUGAAAAGGCAAUUAACUUGUCAUUCCGGUAUAGAUUGACAUUCUAGGAAUCUGGCUCAGCCAACUGCUUCCGAAAUUUCGCUAAAUUCUUAAGAAUUAUAUUUCGAGUAGCUUUAGUACUUAAUACUCAACUCUCGUUAACUUAAGUCGGCACAUUACGUGUAUAUUGAAAAGUUAACAGUCUCAUUUAAAUUAUUGGAAUCAGGUUGUCCCGCUCACGUCUAAACCGGCCUUUCCGUUAUCUAAAGCCGGUAUAAAAGUUAUACCUACAGUGUAUAGUAUGUUCCAUAGUUGUACCUACAGUGUAAGAACAAAUGGAAAGUUUUAAUGUAAUAUUUGAAUGGUGAAUUGUAGAAUUUUUCUGACAAGAAUUGACGUAAUCAUUGCGCAAAAAUUUCAAAGAUUGAAAUUUUUAUCCAGAUUGAAACUAGAUUGAGCAUGGUGUUCAUUACAAGAUGUCUUCAUCCUUUGAUAAAGCGUCCUUGGGCAUCUCAUUCCGCAAAAACUAACCUCUUUUUCUAAUUACCCUUAAUCAUAUGCUUUUUAGCCUAUAUUGAUAUUUGUAGUUUUCAAGAGCUAUUCAUAAAUUUCUGCGAAAUCUGAAGUUUUGACCUGAUUCCUCGGUUCGUGCUAAAACUUCUUUCUUUAGGACACCUCUCGUCAAUCAGCUAAGAUGUCGGCUACUUUUUAUUCGUUACUUGAAUGUACCUAUUUGUGUUAUGGAGGAGAUCCUCUCCUCUUGCUAGGCUGUCUAAAUACUCUUGAAUUAGCGUGAGAUAUAUAAGGACUUAAAAGUUAUUUACUUAAGGAAGUAAGAUAUACAUUCAGAGCCAAAAUGUUCCCUUUGGGGACAUCUUUUAGUUGAAAUGCUUUUUUGCAUUUAGGACACUUUGCUUGCAACAAAUUUCCAGUGAAAUCCUUGACAGGUGAAUCCACUCGGCAUAUGGGACAUUUCACGGUGUAAUCAUCUCGCUGAAGACUCGGCAAAGUUUCCAUUAGCCAUUUGGCACGCUUGGAUCCAUGUUGCUUGAAAGAGGUCUUUUCUUUUUCGUUCAGAUCUUCAAUUUCCCAGUAGACAUCAUAGAACUUAAAUCCAAGAACAUCUGCGUUCUGCCCUUUAAUGAAGCCGCUGCCUGCUAGUCAGAUCCCCUGGAAUCCAACAGUCGCAAAUAUUCGCUGUUGAAACUGGUUAAUACUACUGCGUGGCCAAACCUUUUGGGAUUUGAUGGACGGGCUGUUAUAUCGAUCUCUUUCUUUGUCAAAAUACCUUUGCCGUUAGUUAUGAAGAACUCUUUAAACCUAUCCCACUCUUUGCGGGUAAGCUUAAAUGUUGCAAUCACUGGUCGGCUUGAAGCGACUGCUUCCAUGGCACCCUUGAGGUCAACUGGCUUGUAACGCAAAUGGUACUUCUUGCACAUUUUUUUCAGUGCUGUUGUGAUAAUGAAGGCUUCUUUUCCAAACUUGCCGAUCAUUUCAUCUUUUAAUUCAACGAAAGUUGGAACAUCGUUCUCGGGACCAUGAAUUCGCUUCAUAGUCAAAUGAAGCAUUGUAGCAGAUGCAUGUGCAUAGCAGGUGUGUCCUUCUUGCUCUGCUUGUGCUUCAUAAUCUCUUACUGACUGGUUUAUGUACACAUCAAGGUCGACGUCUGCAAGCAAGUCGGAUAACGCUUCCUGAGAGCAGACGACGUUUCGGGCGAGGUCGCAAGCGUCUCGCAGGUGGUCAGGAUGAUUGACCUGCAGGAACAAACGUGUUUCAUUGUUUUUUACCUCAAUGGACCAAUCACGUUUUACAAACAUGGUGCGUGGUAUCGACUGCGUGGUUGUUAUUGAGCUCAGUGAGAACAGGAACUUUGCACCUUGGUCCCAGUCUGUCUUCAUCUCACUGUACAGUUGUCUGGGCUGAAUCAUUGUGGAUUUAGUGACAAAGCAGCCAACUACGGUCACACCUGCGUUCUCUAAUCUUGUGGCCGCUUUCUUUAUUCUCGCCGAAUCAUUAUCUUCUCCAUCUGUGGGAUCUCCGUCUGAUAAGACAAACAGCAGCUUUUUGUGACUUCGGAACGUAGACGCGUUUUUUUCAAAACACUUAGUCGCCGUACGGAUUGCUUGAUACAAGGGAGUCGAGCCGUAGAUGUAGGGCUCUACUCUCUGUAAUAAUUCUCGGCUCCUUUCUUUCGAGAGUUCUCCUUCAUCGAUGUAUCCAUGUAAUACAUCUGAAGCUUCUUUAACAUUGAAGAUGCGAGGUUUGAAACUGACCAACAACGGUUGGGCCUUUGUCAGUGCUCCUUGGAUGUCUUCCUCUGUAGCUUCUCGUGUGGAUGACCACACACUUGCACACGCUUGUUCGGCUCCGGUUAAAAGCUGUACCUCAAAGGCUCCUCCAGGAAAAUCUCGGCAUUCUGGUGGUAGACACAUUUGGACAAAUGUUUUUGGAAAAUCUUCGUCCGACUCAGCUUUUUCCAGAAAUAAGCAAGCCUUAUGACGUGUAAAUACUCCUUGGACGACCUCCCUCCUUGCCCAUUUGCGGAUGUAUUUUGCACCGGCUCCUUCCAGUAUUCGGUAAAUCUUCUCUAUCUGAUCAUCUGUGGCUUUCUGAUCACAUUUGGAAGACUGAAGACACGUCAAGAUAUCUAAUAAUUGGUCGCCGCCUCUAGCUCCAAAGGCCAAAGCAAAUACAGAGUUAUCAGGAGAGACGUCAUGUUUGAUCAGGUUGUGAAUAACUUCAAAUAUCGAAAGAGCCCACGGUCCUCCAUCUUCAUCAACGCCGCUUCCCACGUUAUCGCGCAUGGAAUCGGAGACGUCGAGAAGGAUUCCAAUCAAUGCUUUGGCCAUGCUUCCUCGGUCUAAAUUUGUCAAAGAAUCAGAUUUUUAAGAAAAAGUGAAAUAUAAAAGAGCGUGAUAAAUGAACAAGAAUAACAAGUGCCUGGACGACCUCCUCCUUGCCCAUUUGCGGAUGUAUUUUGCACCGGCUCCUCCAGUAUUCGGUAAAUCUUCUCUAUCUGAUCAUCUGUGGCUUUCUGAUCACAUUUGGAAGACUGAAGACACGUCAAGAUAUCUAAUAAUUGGUCGCCGCCUCUAGCUCCAAAGGCCAAAGCAAAUACAGAGUUAUCAGGAGAGACGUCAUGUUUUAUCAGGUUGUCAAUAACUUGCAGGAACAAAACGUGUUUCCUUAUCAUAUCAGAUUUUUAAGAAAAAGUGAAAUAUAAAAGAGCGUGAUAAAUGAACAAGAAUAACAAGUGCCUGCCUUAUCAUACUUAUACCUUAUUCGUUCUUGAUUUCGUGGGUCUUUAAUUUCUCUUUUUUGCAAUUGUAAAAGAAAUGCGAAAUUUAAGACCCAUGAAUAAAGAUCCUCUCGAAAUUUAACACGAAAAGUUUAAUCCAUUUUAUAAAAUUCAAAUCACAGGAAAAGAUGAUCAACAUGUAAUAAUAUCAACAUAUACGAAAUAUGUAUCGACAGAUAUACAAAUUAUGAACUGGUCUAACUGAUAAGUUCUAUUUUGUAUCUUCUGUUCUGAAAUAACAUAAUUAAAAUCAAAGAUGGCGGCCAUAAUUUUCGCUAAGAAAAUACUGAGUUGGCUUGGUUUCGAGACAAGUUUUCACAAAACUGGUCUCGCGGCGCGAACUCCUAUACUACUCGAAACCAUGGGGAAAGGAGGAACCGAAAACACUUAAACUAUACUUCAUCCUGUGCAACACAAUCUAAAGCAGUACGGUAACGAUCUUACCAACUGUCCGCAUUUUGCCAGCGGUGGGUAGAACGGAAGGUUUGCUAUUCAUAUUGAUGCAGCCCAUAGUGAAAAAAUUGCUGGUUGAUCGAAAGACAAUACGCGCUGAUCUAAGAUUAAUCGAUUUUGUCGAUUACGAUUUUCUUUGCUUUUGUAUGAAUAAUAGACGUUGUUGGACAUUGGUUUACAAACUACGACCAGUUUCGCUGCUUUUCGGCCGAGUAAUGUAGUCAAAAUGGUCACACUGUUUUCUUCUUGUCAAACUAACCGAAGAAAGCGGUCCGUAUGGAUUCGUAUGGAUUUGCUUGAGCAAGCUGUUUAAUGUUUUUCUGAAAACCCCGGUGUGGUCAGACUCUGGCAUGUCCACAGGUAAUGGAGAUCGGGUAGCUUAAGAAAUGUAAUUAUUUAACGAGUCACUGUGUUUGCGUGAAUUUAUAUUUUAGCCCAUAUUACCAGUAUAGAGGCUGGCAUUGGGAUUUUCGGUUUUGCGGUUUUGGCUAUUUUUUCGUUCGUUUUGGUGUGCAUUGCGGUUUGCGGAUUUUCCGUUGUUUAGCAUAUGGUUUUCGGUUUUCGCGAAAACUGGUAACUGGUUUUCGGACCACGCUCGAGGUCCUCGAGAGAGCAGCUGAAAUAAAGCCCAUACGAAUGCCAAGUCCAUGGCAUUCAUAAAUACUGUAACGAAAUUAGUGUAGUUAUCGAUCGAUCAGGGUCUUAACAACUGGGACAUGAAAAUGUGGCGGUUUUGACAGUUUUACAUGCGGUUUUCGGUUUUGAUCGAAUUUUUUUUCGGUUUUUUGGUUUUUGGUGAUUUUUUUCUACGAUUUUGGGUCAGACAAGAGCACGUUAGAAGUUGAGAUUCUUUUGCUUUUAGGGUCUACAUUUGAAUUUAACUCCCAUCAAUACGGAAGUGCACCGAAACGUUUUCGAUCUUCCCUAAGCACUCUAUCUCAGCUGGAAUGCGACAUGUAGUAUUUACAGAGAUCGAGGGCGAUUUUUGUUUCAAGUAGGAUAUUAUUAGAUUGCGUAAAAGCUAAAAACAUACCUAUACGUUGGUAGAGAUCGUUACAGAAUCGUUACUUUCCUGCGUGGCGUUAAAGGACUGUUCGAGACGGAGGAAGCACUCAAACACUAUCGUGUGCUACCAGGACUAAAAAAUAAACUAACGCCAACUCUUUGCUCACAAUCGAUCUGUCAGAUUCAUUGACCAAUCAUCUGUCAUCUAACACGUGUCAAGGAGAAUAUGCUUACGCAGGUAUCUUAUUAGCAUAUUUUCCAAUGCGAUCUUUCUUCUCUGAUCUUUUUACAGUCCUAUUCAGGAUCUGUUCUUACCAAAACAAGAUGAGGAGUUAGAAGUUUCUCUUGAUAUAACGUUCAUGAAGGAGGUAGCAUCCGAAGACUGUUGUAUGACAGCGAGACAAGCUGAAUAGUUGGAAAUGAAGAGACGGAUUUAAUGUACUGCCUUGCCUGAAAUUGUUUUAGUGUUUAUUUAGAUGAUCUUUGGGAAAGUAGUUCACGGGGCCCGAACACGUAGAGAGACUGGGUCGAGUGCGCAAUGAGCGUGGGUUUUUCGGUCAAUAAAAUUCACGAUGACGGACAAGAUAGAGGAAAGACUUAUAGGGAAGCAUUUGACUCUAUUGGCCUCGUCUCCCUCUUGCAUAUACUGGAAUAUACCUUAAAUGAAUUUUUCAUUUAUAUGUCAACUAAUUUGUAUUUUAACUCAUUUGUGAUAUUUUAUUAAAGAAUGUCCAAGAUAAAUAUUUAAGGGGUCAGUUCGAGCAUACGCAAUUGGUGCAUUUUAAACGAGAAGCUCGUAACUUCAAAAAAUGGGUAACGAAAAUAACUGGGAAAAAUCGUAAUUGUUUUCUAACAAGGCGAGGUUUUUAUACUCCUAAAAACUGUAAAGAUUAAAUAAAGAAAACCUAAACACAUCCCCUGAUCUAUAAAUUUAUGCAGGUCUCAAUACCAUAUUUUCUGUCGUUAUGUUUACAAGUCGCCAGAAUCUUGAAUCAUCUUGAAUAAAAGAGCAUUAUUCAAAACGAUCUAAAGCCAAUUUUUUCCAUGGAAAGUACAAUAGAAGAAAUGUUGCUGAUAACAGUCAGUUAUGAGCUGCUCCCCAAAACUCCUUCGUUGCUUAAUCAUGUACAGUUCAACUGGAAAAAAUGGGCAAAUGAGAGGUUCUUUUUAUGGGCAAAAACGGGAUGUUUGUUUUUUAAUCCUUCAGAAAUACUUUAGAACUUCCUCCUUUGAUAGAUUUUUUUUUUUAAAUUUAAGGUAUGGAGCUGCAGCCGGUGUUACUCAACUCUUCAUCUGCAGUGCAUUCAAAAGUGGGCCAGGGAUGGAGCUGCUUAUACUCAAUUAACCUCAGAUGAUACUCUAAAUCCUGCUGAGUUGCCGUGGUAUUGGUAUGUAUAAUGGAUUUGCUUACAAUAAUGGCCUGAAAUAUGAGUUGGGUCCAUUUUGUUACUCUUACUUUUGUUCUAGUUUAUUUUUCUUUUAUUGUAAUUUAAUAACCAGCUGUUUUUUUGUUCCAAUAAUUCAGCCCGAAAUGCAGGUGUGAAUUCAAGCAGUCUGAAUGUCCCACAAAAUAUUAUUGCUUUUGUGAAAAACAGGUAUGGUAGCUAAUUAAAUCAGGAAAUUUUUUAAUUCGACAAGAGUCUUUUUGUGAGGUUGAGUUCUGUAUUUCCUCCAUUCAGUGCCACACUUGCAUGAAUGCUGCCCUCUGUUAGACGGGGAGGAUAGAGGCAAACUUGCUAUUCAGUGUGGCUCCUUUAAAUAAGUUCUAUUUUCAAUUAAAGGAAUGUUUCAUUUAUAGGUAGAUUAUAAUGGGGAGAAAAAAAAUAAUAAGACUGUACAGCUACAAUUCAAGCAUCACCUUAAAUAUUUAUAUCAAAAUAGUGAGAAUCGGAACACAAAUAACACAUUAAUUACUGUCUAGGGCAUAUGUGUGGUUAUUAUAAUUAUUUACCAUUUAAUUUUAAAUUUAAAUUUAAUUUUAUGUCAAUGAUUUGAGAAAAAUUAUGAAACAUUGAAUACUAACUUAAGAUGAAUAUUGCCCUUGAAUAAUGCUGCAGAGGCAUAGCUGAAAGUCUGAUAGAUGGCCUGCAGCAUUUUGUAGAAUCCAUGUGGUGCAGAGUAGCAUUAUUUUUAGAGUAAAGUCGCAUAAUUAUAGGUAAGGGGAUGGUAUAAUUUCAGGUCAACCCAUCUUUUGACCCCUGGUUGACACCACACUCUUGUGGCCAAUCUUGUAGCAGACCUCUCAAGCCUGAGUGUGGACAUGAAUGCCUUCUUCUUUGUCAUCCAGGUACAGUACAGAUCAGUUAAUCAUUUUACCUAAAAUAGUGUAUAAGUUAGAGGAUUGACAAAGAAUGUUCUUUACUUUCAUUUUGCAAGAUUAUCUUUUGAAAAAUUAUAUAUCAGUAUGAUAAUAGAGCCCUAUAUGCAGUGGUAUUCUUUAUUAUCUGUAGCGGAAUGAAUCAUCAGGCUUAUUUCUAUAUAGCCAUUGAGCCCAUCCCUUCAGUGGAAUUUAAUGGUCAAUUCAAUAAAGGCAAUGGUGAAGCAUCAGCUUUAAGCAGAUUUUUAUGGAAAAAUAAAUGAGAAUUUAGUGUUAUGUCAAUUAUGAUACCCUCCAGCUGAUAAGUUUGUCAUUUCUCCUCAUGUGCUCUUUGUAUAAUGCAUUGAAGUUGUGUCAAGAAGUUAGAAAUUGGUCGCUUCACUCAAAGUGCUGUUCCGUGUUGCAUAUACAGGUCCGUGUCCUCCGUGUCCGAAGACUGUGUUUGCAUCCUGUCACUGUGGAUCUCAGGCACCAGUGGUCAGGCGCUGCAGCGGCAAAUCUUGGUCGUGUGGAAAGCCUUGUGGAAAGUUACUUUCUUGUGGCCAGCACAGCUGUGAGUCCCCAUGCCAUGCUGGUAAGGAAACAGUGUGUUAGCCAAGUACAUAGCAUGUUCUCUUCUUUAUUCCGUAAAUUUGGAACUGUAAAGUUGUGGAAUUGAUUUCAAUUGACUAAAUCUGUUGUAACUUGCUAUUACAAGAUUUUCCUCCUCACAUCGUAGGUGACUGUCUACCAUGCCCUAAAGAGAGUGUGCAGAGCUGUCUGUGUGGUAAAAUGACAAAUAAAAGACCUUGUGCUAGUCCAGAUUGGCAAUGUGAACAGGUGAUGUUUUGUCUCACUGAUAAUUAGGUUAAAAGUGAAAAAGCUCAAGAAUGAAUCUUAUUUGAAUAUUGCUAUUAUUAACAAUUUGCUACAAUUAGUUUUUCAGCUUACUUUAGCAGUUGUACCUUUUUGUGACUGCUGCAAUCUUUCAGGUUUGUAACAGAGUGUUGUCCUGUGGCCAUCAUAGAUGUGAAAGACUGUGCCAUGCAGAUAAGUGUGGUGAAUGCCCAAGAACAGGAGAAAGAAAAUGUCCCUGUGGACAAACUUGUAAGUAUUUUGCUUUUGUCAAUUUUGUUUAUUUUAUUUUGUGUGAUUCUCCUUCAAAGUUAAAUAAGGCAUUAACAUGCUGAAGCUCUCUGUUGUCUCUUUCAGCUCUUUUGCUACCCUGCACAGAAGAUGUUCCAACCUGUGGUGGCACUUGUGACAAGCCAUUGGUUUGUGGCAGACAUAAAUGUGCUCAGCAGUGUCAUACAGGGUCCUGUGGGGUUUGUCGACGGUUAGUUACGAAAACUUGCCGUUGUGACAAGCGUGAGAAAAGUGUUUUGUGUUCCCAAGAGUUUCUGUGUGACAUUAAGUGUCUGAAGAUGAGGCAGUGUGAACGACAUCCAUGUAAACGAAAGGUGGGGUGUUAAACUGACUUUAUAAGCAACAAAAAAUGUUUCUGCAGCCUGAUGGCUAAAUUGUAUGCUCCUAAUCAAAACUGUAACAAAAUUCUCAAACGUGAUUACUUAUCACCAGCCCGAUUUGAGCACAAAUAGGACAGGGUAUGCUUGAUUGGUUAUCACCAGCCCGAUAUGGGCACUAAUAGGGCAGUGUAUGCAUCAUGCUUGUAAUUGGACAGAGUAAUGGGACAGUUAAAGGGGCAGUUAACACGUCAUGCCCGUAUAAGUGGACUGAACGCAUCUUGUGCGUGCACUGUUGACUCGCAUUUUUCAGAGCUAACUGUUUUUCUAACGCAAACAUGUAACAAAUGUCUAGUUUCUCUCUCAAAUUUUGUCAUAGUUUUAAUAAAUUGGUAAAAGGACUUUGUGUAGUCCAAUUCUGUCUGUAAUCAUACUUAAAAUACCAUCAUUAAUUAAUUGAUGCUACUUAUUCAUUUAUGUCUAUGAUUUGUUUGCAGUGUUGUGAUGGAGGUUGCCCUCCAUGUGAACAAACUUGUAAUCGAAAUCUGAACUGCAGGAACCACAAAUGCCCAUCACAAUGUCACAGAGGUAUUGCGCAUUGUAUCAAAUUGAUGUUUGUAUGUCUUUGUUGCAGUGGUUGACCUAACACUUUGGUCAGCUUUAUAAGAUUUAUUGGACAGUUAUUUAUUUCUUUAUUCCUAUAUUCCCUCAUAUGUAGGACCAUGUUACCCAUGUCCCCUCCAGGUAGAUGUGAAGUGUUUCUGUGGUUCUACAGUUCUUACAGUACCCUGUGGACGUGAAAAAGUUACCAAGCCACCUAAAUGUGCUGAAUUUUGCAGGUUAGGAUGCGGCUCUUAAUAUGUGUUCUUUCUGAUAACUUCUUUCUGAGGUUUUUGUUUCAUCAAUGCUUGUCCAUUAAUAAAAAUAUGAAAAUCCAAGCUAAAUGGAACCCCUCAUGUAUUUGCAUGUUUUGAUGGUUAUUACCAGGAUCAGAGGACCACCUACUUUUGUCAACAUAUAUAAUAGUCAAUUACAUUGCCUGUUGUUGUGUGACCUUGGGAAAGUGUGCCUUAAUUCCCAUAUGUUUCUAGUCACCAGAGAUAUAUCUUCAAAUUGCUACGAUUUCUGUCCUCUCUUUGAAUUGUGAUUUAACAUUGGGAUGAAAUGUUUCUUACUAUAUUGUAACAGAAACAUUGUCUCUUACAGCCAUCCUCCAGAUUGUCAUCACCCAAAACGCAAAGUAAGUUUUAGAAACCUACUUAUCUAUGAAAACAGUUGUAAAACAUUUUUGUAUUAGUGGUAGUUGCUCUAUGUCUUUAUGUCUGUUGUUAUGGCAACAGGAAGUACAAAGUGAAUGUACUGUUCUGUCACCGAUUUGAUCAGAAUUUGAUUUUAAACUGCAACAUGUACUUUAGAUCGAGAAUGAUGUUGUGAUUAAAUGGGUUUGUUAAGUUGUCUUUUUAUGUUUUUCCUUCAGCGUCAUCACUGUCAUUAUGGCUCCUGCCCUCCUUGCCACCAGCGCUGUGAUCUGCCACUUCCUUGUGGGCACCCUUGUCCUGUCAGCUGCCAUGACAACAAACGUGACCAAUCAAAACUCUUAAAGGUUUUGUAUGUUAGUUAUAAAUGUCAUACUCAUGAUAAGACGAUUGAUUUCAAUGAAAUGAUAAUACCCAUAUGCCCUCUAGUGGUGUUGUCCUCAACUGUAGAUGUUUUACAGUUGUCAUUUUGUUUCUAGUCGUUUUCAAAUGGAUUCCCGGCUGUAUCUAAAUCAAAUUCAGAGAGUACUAAGAAGGAUCCAGUACCUUGUCCUCCAUGUGUUGUUCCAGUUGAGAUGUAAGUAGUGAAGAGCUCUGCCUACAUAGGAAUCUUUUCAAUUUCCCCGUUACCUCUUUCAUUCUUCCCUCCUGCCUCUGUGCAACUCUGAUUUCUUCUGUGUGGCUUAAAGCAAAUGAAAGGACUGCUGUGUAGGCUAGUCAAGUGAUAAUUUGCAAUUUUAUCAAUGUUUUUCCCUGUCAUUAUGACUUAAUCAACCUGAGUUUAUAUUUAUUGUUGUUGCCAUUUUUAGGAGCUGCCUUGGCAAGCAUGAGGUGUGUUUUCUAACCUUUCCAUUUUGAUGUUAAUGUAUCCUUAAAAUUCACUCGUUAGGCAACUUCUGAACUGUACAGCUUGUAUUUUUACAGCCUCCACCUAAUUGUCCUUGUCAAGUUUGUUUUCUUUAACUUGUAUUAAACUUCUUAAAAGUUUCUGUAUCAAUUUUUUUCUAGUGAGUUAACCUGUGUUCAUUUUUCCCGCCCAGAUCAGCUCUCUUGCUUGUUCUUCUGCAAAGCCAUUUUCAUGUGCUCGACCUUGUGGCCGUCAGCUUCAUUGUGGAAACCACACUUGCCAACUGGAAUGUCAUGUUGUCACUGGUGUAGUUGAUAAUCAACAGGUAAACUUGUACUCAGAUAAUUACAACAACGUGUCUUUCUUGGUUCAAGCUGGUCAUGGUUUCAUGGGAACAGAAACUGUGUAGUGAUGACACAGAAAUCUAACUGAGUGACUGUUCUUACAAAAAAUUAUGGUUUUGAAAAAUUACUCUUUUGGUUUUGGUAUUGAUUUAGGCAGGUAAAGAAUGCCAAGAUUGUGAGGAAGCUUGCGAGAAACCUCGGCCAGAGGGAUGCACACAUCUUUGCCUUCUACCAUGUCACAUUGGUGAGCAAAUGAUCAAUGAAAGUUUUUCUUGUAUAAAAAAAUUUCAACUAUAUCAUGAUUGUUAUUACUUAUGUCAAGAGUUCUUCAGGAUGAUCUUAUUAAAAUGAAGGUUCUUUUGCAAAAAUUCACAAUACUGUCUAUUCUGGCUUAGUGCAACAUGUAAUUGUUUUUUCUCAAUCACAGGAGAUUGUCCAAAAUGUAAGCAGAUGGUGAAGCUUCCUUGUCAUUGUGGCUUAAUGCUGGUUUAUGUGUCAUGUAGGUAAGAUACUGCAUGUGACAUUAUAAAGUUCAUCAUGUUAUUAAUCUUUAAUAUGUGGUAUGUAUUUUUGAAGAAGGAGUUCAAAAACAUUCUCCUUCUGGUGCUUUUUGUCUCCUAGUGAAUUAACCUCAGUGGAUGAACAAACUCGCAAUGAACUAAUGUCCUGUAAGAAUCAGUGUCCAAAGAAUCUAGUAGUCUGUGGUCACCGGUGUUCAUCCAACUGUCAUUACGGCCCCUGCCCAUCCUCUGAGCUGUGCAAUAGGAAGUCUUCUGUGAGGUGUCCUUGUCGCCGUAAAAAGAAGGUAAGUCUUCUGUAUGGUCCAAUGCAGAGUAAGUGGAUAAUAAAAGUAAUGUGGCACUGUACUGGUAUUGCUUUGCUUCACUCUUGUGCUAUUGCAAUAAGUCAGGUUCUAAAUGUAAACCAAUGGUCAUAACUUGGUCAUUCUUCUGUUAUGUUUUAAGGCGUUUUCUGCUUACGAGUUCUCAUUGGCUCCAUUGUUUUGGAUGAUUGAUUUUGUUAAACAACGGUGAAUCAAAAUAAACUUAAGUGUGCUUUGAGACUGUUUAGCUUGACAAGCCAUGAUUAAACUGUGGUGUUUCUUUUCUGUAUCAAGGAUUUUCCCUGCCGCAUGGUGCAGAAAGGUGAAGCUAAGUUACUUUGUGAUGAAGAGUGUGAAACAUUUAAAGCUAAACAAAAGAAAUUGUUGAGUGAAGAAGAUGAGAUGAGGAAAAAAGGAGAACUUAAAGCACAACAGGUAACUUGAACUCAACUUUCAUCAUUCAGAACCCUUCAAACAAGCAAUGUGAACUCUCUUUUCUACCCACAAUCUUUCACUUUGCGCAGAGAAAUCAUUUUAAAUACUAGUUCUUAGAACCGAUGAUUCUUGAUACAGUAGCCUAAGUACAGUUAGCCUAAGGAUUACUAUAAGGUAGAUAAAGGUGUAGUCUGCACUCGAGCAAAGUGGUCCAUCCAGCCAGAUCUUAUCCAGGUUUCAAUAGCAUGAAGUAACUAGGAUGGAAGGAGGAGUACUACUCCCUCCCUGAAUGGGAUGCCAGUCCAUUUAAAGUAACCCCCCCCCAACCCUAACCCAAACCCCCCUUCCCCCCUUACCUGACAAUUCGUCAGUACCCAUUUCUACUCCUGAGUGGAGAGAGGCACUGUUUCCCAAGAACACAACACAAUGACCUAACUGGGUUUGGAACUCUGAUUUCUUGACCUGGUAAACAAUGCACUUACCAUUACACACUGUGUCUGCUACAAUAACUAUAAUUUGCCAUCUUGUUAUUAACCUAGGAGGAGCUGGAGUGGUUUGAGAGGAAACAGCGAGGGAAGAAACGGCGUCCAAGGAAGCAAAAAGAAGAAAUAAUUGAGCCAUCGUGGUUCCAGCGUCACUGGUUCACUAUUGUCAUGUUUCUGGGGGCAGUAGUCUUGAUGGCUGGACUCCUUCUUAUUGCCGUGGACUAAUUAAAUUUAACGGGUACAUUUGGAUGGUGUGCUAUAUCACAAGCCUGAGAUUUUAUUUAAGAUAAAAAAUAAUAAUUCAAGUAAACUAUUCUUUCUUGGAACAAUUUUUGAACACUUUAUUACAAAGAGUACAUGAUAUUAUUUUUAAUAUCAAAUAAACAGUGUACUAUAUAAAGUAUUUACAAAGAUAAUGUAUUUACAUUUGUUCAAUUUGAGGUAUUUCUCGGAAAGAAUAAAUUGAUUUUAAAGAGAAACUUUACAGACUUGCAUGAUUGCGUUUAUUUUGACCUUACUUUAGACUCGCAAAAUCAGAUCUACUUAGUCCUCUGGCAUUAUCAAAAACCUACCCACUUAAUAUACAUAUUCCGUUGAUCCAAAUUGUGAUUUGGCAAUGCUAACAGCACGUGAUUUCUUUCGACCAUCUUGUGUUGUUUCCUCCGAGUCAGUUUUCUUGGGUUCUUGGUGUUCAGCUACCACUUCAAGAAAUUCAGGUACUCUAGUGUUCUUUUUGUCUAUAAAAUCUUUGAAUGCUUUUGCUCCAUGCAUGGUGGAAAGUACAAAAGUAUUGCUCUAAGUUGUAACAUUGUAACUAUGUUUUUGACUGUGUGGUGUAGUUGUGCUGGUGCAACCUCUUUCCCAGUGUAUCUCUCUCACAUACUCCUAAGGUAAUGAAGUAGAGAAGGAAAUUUUUAUUAAGGGGGUGAGCAAUGGUCAAAAGGAAGGAGACUGGGUGAAACAGUAUAGAGAGUUGAUGUUUACAGUUGGUGCCACAGUCUUACUAACUUCUGCUUUUCCUCUUGGACUCAGACAGUGUUUUAUCCUGCUAUGCUUCAAGGCUCCCUUGGUAUUCGUGCUCAUGUCUGGACGAAAGACCACCAAAAGGUAAGACAAGUUUUCAAUAGAGUGCAAUUAUUAUUACCGUGAAAUAGCUAGCUAACUAAAUACCACUUAAUAGCGCUAAGUUCUUUCUUUUCUAUUCUUGGAUUAGCACUAUUUAGCACUAAUUAGUUAGUCUAUUUCACGGGUGUAUUAUUUGCACUCUAUGAUGUCAGUGAUCAGUAGAGUGGUUUUAAAAAACCCGUAAAAUAAUUAUCAUUAUUUUAAUACUGUGUAUUAAAGCGUAGUAAUGUGUAUGUCACUAUUAAAUUGCAUUGUUUAAUAUCCAAGUUGAAGUGUAAUAAAGUGUAUUACUGCAAAGUAUGUUAGAAAUUAUUUCGCGGGUUUAUGAAGACCACUCUAUCGUGAGCUUCAUAGAUGUGAUUAUCACUUUCCAAUCAUAACGCAGAUAAUUAUUUCUGAAAUAUUGUACUUUAUAGGUAAUAGAGAAGAUAAUCGAAAUAUUGCCAAGAGAACCAAGAGUCAAACGAGCGUUGCUUGAUUUUGAAAAGUUGGUUCUGAAAGCCAUUCCCAAAGUACUGCCAACAGUGAAACUAUUCGGUUGUGGAUUUCAUUGGAGCCAGGCCGAAUGGAGAAGGUAUGAAAGUGAGGUCUGAAAAAGGAAACAAUAACAAGAAAUCUGUUCUUACUUGUGUUUUAUUACCUCAUCAGAUCCAAUAUUUGGGACUUCAGGCUGCCUACCAUGAGCACAGACCGACCCAGAUGUUCGCGAGGAAAGUCAUGUUCCUACCAUCUGUGCCCUCAGACGACGUUGAGGACAUGUUUAACCGGCUCGUACAACAGGCUGAUCAGAACGCCGCUCUACAAAACCUUUUUGAAUACGUGAGAAAAACAUGGGAAUAUCCGCACCAACAGCUACAUUGAGGAUUGGCACAAUAGGAUGAACCAAAGAGCCUCUUACCGCCAUCAGCUGCAAUUUUAUCUGCUAGUGAAAUUUCAGCACAGUGAAGCAAUGCUAGCAAAGCUUCAAGUGGAACUUGUUAGUCAAGCUAAACUCCCAAGAAUUCAACGAAAACGCUAUCGUGACAUGCAGUCAAAGAUAAUUAAGCUUUGAGAUCGUUUUGAUAAUGACGAAAUCGAUUCGUAUAGAUAACUAAAG
Messenger RNA from Pocillopora meandrina, 31097 nucleotides. The record is from the annotation of a GenBank genome assembly. Lineage: Eukaryota; Metazoa; Cnidaria; Anthozoa; Scleractinia; Pocilloporidae.